Messenger RNA from Leishmania mexicana MHOM/GT/2001/U1103, 909 nucleotides. RefSeq lists its product as hypothetical. Bases 1 to 909 code for a protein of 302 amino acids. The transcript has a single exon. NCBI's taxonomy places the organism in Eukaryota, Euglenozoa, Kinetoplastea, Trypanosomatida, Trypanosomatidae. The record is from RefSeq and is a predicted model, not a curated record.
AUGUCCAUCUUUGGCGUCUCAUCCUACUUUCUGUGGACGCAGAAGGGGCAGACAGUGCUGCCACUUGUGCGAGGGAGUGGCUUUCUCAUGUCCUUUCAACAGCUGAACACCUUCUACAGCUAUCACAUCAUGUCCGCUGCCCACGUCACAUGCCCAGUCAAGCACCGGAAGCUGUACGGGGACACCAUUGGGCUCAAGGCAAUUGGAGAGCGGCACAUCAGCACCCGCUUGCUCAUACCAGACGAAGCCACGCACAGGGUGCAGUCAUCUUUCGAGCUGGAGUUUAGACAGGAGCACAUGCCUAACACCGAUGUUGCCUCACUGCGUCUGUGCAAUGAGGAGCAGCUUAAAAAAGCGAUGCUGCCACGACAGGACAGCAGCACCGGCGCCGCAUCUCCGCUGCAGGUGAUCCAGCCAGAUCUGGACCGGAUAGAGGAGGGGGAUGAGCUGAUCCUGUGCGGCGUCCACACGGAGGAGGAGCGCGCCAACCCGAACGACGACGGGCUGGUGCUUACCCCGAUGCGUUUGAUGGCCACGUGCAAGGCGGCCCUCUUGUCGCUGGACUACGGUACCGUUCUGUUGGCCUCCAUCGAUGGCCCAGCCGAGGAGACAAGAGAGAGCGGCAGCGGUGGCGCAGCUUCUGCCAGAAGGCCAGUCACAGUGCCGCCACUUCCGUUGAGUAUGUGCGGCGGCCCCGUGCUGCGCCGCUCCUCUGGAAGGUGUGUUGGCGUGAUUGCGGCGCGGGUUAUGAAAAACGCACCACCGCGGGAUCUCCAAACCACCUCGCUCUACCAGGACCCGUAUCUGGACAUCUCCGAGCACAUCGCCUUGCAUGCGCACUGGCCGCUGGAUAUCGCGUUUGUGCCCAUUGGUGAGUUCUACGACUCCCUCCGCCGCUGCGAGAUGUAG